Porites lobata is the source of this 24490-nucleotide messenger RNA. The record is from the annotation of a GenBank genome assembly. NCBI's taxonomy places the organism in Eukaryota, Metazoa, Cnidaria, Anthozoa, Scleractinia, Poritidae.
AAUGAACAAACUUCCUGUCAAAGCGAGUAAACGCUCGCGUACAUUUUCUCUUUUUCUUCAGAAGAAGGGCACUAAAAGUUGUCUAGAUACAAGAAACAGAUGAGGAAAUUAAGUUAAAUCUUCCUUUUAUUUGAAAUGCAGUGCCCCUUUUGCCAUGAAGAAGUUGGUGGUGAAGAUGAUUUGCAGAUACAUUGUUUAGUCUGCACGUCGGCCUAUGCAGGUAGUGUAAAGCUUAUUUGCUUGUAUUUGUGAAAAAAACGUGGAUUUUGUUGAUAGGGAUCGCUGGGAAAGAUGCAGCAAUAAAUUAUUGAAAGUUACUUGAAUGAAAGCAAAUUAUUUUCGCGUUAUUGAGUCGAGCUUGUGUAUGUUUUUUUCACAGAACCAAGUACGCCUAGGGCUCCCAGAGUAGAUAGCGUAAUUGUUCGCUUUCGUUGGGUUAAGUCAAGACCAUGCUUUGCGAGAGAGGUCCAUCUCAUCAGCUCUUUGGUGAGUCUAUUUACGAUUAACAUACACAGAUAAGUACUAUAGGGGGUAUUAAUCCAUCGAACAUGCCGUUUCAGUCUUUGGCCUUUUUCUUUGCAACGGUUGUUAAGGUUUGUUAAUCCGACAGGAAAGGUAUCCGGAAGUUGAACACGAAAUUGAUUUGUUUACCUUUCGGUUUCGUAUUUCGCUUGUUGUAAAGUAACCAGUGCUAUUAUGAACGUCUCUUUUUGAACGUCAUCGAAAAAGUUAUGGUUUAAAGGCUUUAAUGUGUAAAAACAACUGGUACUGUUGUCAUUUUUCUGCACUCAGCUGGUCGGAAUGAGCUGGUGUAAUCUUUGCUUUGUUUCGACACUUCUUCGCAAAGCUGUAUUGAUAAUUCUUUAUUUCUCUCUUUCCAAUGUUUACUGUGGCCAAGUUAGGGAAAUUGCAUCGCUUAAAGAUGUUAUACGGGAAACAUCUAAACAGUUACUGUAUGUUUAACCUAACAGGGAAGUCCUUCAUUAAAUUUUAAUACACUUUAAUUUACUCAUGUUUUAAUAUGGAUUUCGUCUUAAAAUGAUAGUUGUUUCAAACUGCAUUUUCUACCUGUUCGCUCAACCAAUGCUUUGCCUUAUUGGAGAAAAGAGAAGUUCCAACGCAAAUACUUUGGUGAAUUAUUAUUAAAAAAUAAAUAAUAUGAAUUUGAUCUACAAAGGUUUUAUAUAUAUUGAGAGCCUGAGGUUACAUGAUAUAAAACAGAUUUUAAUUUUUUUCGGUUGCUGUUAAUUAGCCAUUUCCAAGUUUCUACAAGCCUCUGUUUUGAAAUGGCAGUAAGUGGAAAGCCUUUGAGUGAAAAUGAUUUCUAUUUUUAUUAAAAUCACUACAGUGUUGGCCUUGCUUUGAAAGUGACCGUUUUUUGGAACAAACAAGCAACAGCAAUUUCCAAUUUGCAAAUUAAAUAUCGUGCAAGAAGUAGAUUUGAAUUUUCAUUUCAAACCUUGUGAUCAAUAACUAAGUGACUUUCUCAAGACAAGUAAUUUAAAGCUAGCCAGCUAUCAUUCACAUAUCAUGAUGAAUUUAAUAUCUUUUGUCAGUUAUGUGAAAUUGUUCUCCUCUUUGUCACAAUGGUUGUUUCAUUGUCACUGUGGACAUCAGGGUUGUAGCUAGAAAAAAUUCUUAUCGAAGCAAUAUCAAAAUAAAAGUUUCUAUCUCUAGCCUUCUUAGAAAUAUGUUUUUUCAUAAUCACGCUCACAAGAAACUUAAGAAUUUAACUAUGACAAAUGCUUUGGUUACCUCUAUGCUAUGAGUAUCUGUGGCUGUGUGUUAAUUAUAAACAAAAGGCAGUUGCAUUUCCUCAAAAUCCUGCAUGCAUUAACAUGGAGGCAUGGAUGUAAGCUGUCAAUAUUGCCUUGAACAUUGGAUCCAAAGGUCUGGGUUUGUGUUCCAGCCUUAGAGAAGAAACUUUGUUUGUCUUUGUCUCUGUUCGCUCAGGUGUAUAAUUGAGUACCAGCGACAUGAUUCUGGUAGGUAACCCUGCAAUAGACUGGCAUCCCUUCCUGUGGGGCAGUGGAAAGAUUUCCUCUCACUUCAUUCUACAGAAACUAGCAUGAGCUCUAGCUGGAGGCCUGAUGAUGGGCCACUUGGCUCGAAUCAGUAGAGAUUUUACUUUUUACCUAAUGUGCAUAGGCACUGAAUAAAAAGGUCAUGUUUUUUUCUAGGCUGGGUCCGUAAUACUUCAUUGGAAGGAAGAUGAAGGCCUGUACGAGUCUGACACUACUGGUGUUCCUGUUGGUCAGCAUAUUUGUCAACUGGCUGUGGGUGGUGAUGUUAUACCAACUGAAACAUUUGAAGUCAAUGAAGAAAGUGAUGUUAUAUUUGUAAUCAUUGAAGAAGGUACAAUUUUAGAUGUUGGUUUGUAAACAUGCCAAGUCAACAAUUCAAUUGUUUUAAUGAGAAUACUAUUUAUAGUGAAUCACGGGACACCCAAUGACUGUUGAAAAUAGAAAUAUAAUACUGAAGUCGUUGUAAUUUGGAAAAGACUCACAAGGUUUUUGCUAAGGUUUUAAGUAGGUGGCAAAAGCUUUGGAGUACAUGUGGUAGAGAAGGAAAAAACUUGCACCAAAGGUGCAACUUGCAAGCACCAAUUAAGGGAUGAGUUUCUAGGGGGAUCUAGGAACAUGACCCCCAAUAGAAGUCACUAGCCCAAUAGCAAAACAUUAUUAGCCCCAGGCUAUCAAACUCCACUCUCUUUGCACCCUGGGAUAUAUUUCACAAGUAUUAGCAUGCAUAAUCCAUAUGGGACAUUUUGUAAAAGUGAUGAAGAAACCUGUUUCUGGUGAUUGUAAAUGAGGCUAAAAUAUGAACUUUAAACAUGUUGUCAGUGUUAUUGCCAAUAUGCUUGAAUGGGAGGGUAGGGGUCCAGGUUCUUGACUGCUGCAUUAUGUAUGAAAAGAAAGUUAGUCUGCACAAGUACACUGCAGCCUGUUAACACAAUAAUUUUGCGUAACACUUUUCUGGCCCCUCUAUUAUUUUUUACAAAAUACAUAAGGAUUUUUUGAAACAUAAGAAUUGUGUUCUAAACAUAUGAGCCAUGAGUGCUUUUCACUUCCGACGGAUAAGUGCUAAAAAGGAAGUAACAGGGGAGCAAUAAUUUCUUCAGUGGCGAGAAGGUCACCAUGGCAAGCUAACCAUAGCUCACCUGAAGGCAUUGCUUCAUGAUUUGAUACUUGUAACUCAUUGCAUGCAAAGUGCAUAAAGCCUUGUAUUAUGUAAAAACUGAUUUACCUUUUAUUCAUAUAGUUAUGUUAUUAAAAGAAAUUUAUCUAGGCUGCAAAAGUGUCACGUCUAGUUGUACAAACCAGUUGUAAUUACUUCUUGUUUAAAGGAAAUUUUAGAGAAACAACAACAUUUGAAGAUUCUGACAGAAGAGCAAGAGUAAGAACAAGUGGUGGUUUAGGAUCUGAUGAGGAAUCAGAGACAGUGGAAACACAUGACAGACAACGGCCUCCUCUUGGUAAAUUAAUGACAAUGAUACAUUGAUUCAAUAGUGUAUGUUGUUAACAAGAUUAAGUUUUGAAUUAUUUGUCUAAGUGUACUCACCCUCUCUCUAUGAUACAUGACACAAUUUUUAUUUUUAGAAAGGACAUAUCUGACCAGGUUGAAGCCAUCAUUGUCACAUUAUUUAACAUGGUGACUUUUGAUUUGUUUUUAAGCACUUUGCAAAUCUUAAGGUAAUUCCCUUUUUUUCAAACUUGGUACAAUUGUCAGCCAUAUAUUGGACAUUCAAAAACUGCAAUAAAAAGAUCGAGUCAGUACUGUGCUUGUUUUCGCCCUGUGUGCAGCCCAUUAUUCUGAGUCAUGUUUAUUCCUAGUUGAGCACGAAAUAUUUGAAACGUGAAUAACCAUCAAAAAUUGUUAUCAUAUAGCAAAAAAUCUGAAUCUUACUGAAACCUAAAACCUGUUUGUUUGUCUGGGCUAUAGUUUUUGAGUAAAAUGAUUUUAAAUUAUCCGAUCCUGAAAAAAUAGAGAGAAAUGGACAGUUUUGAUAUUAUCUCAUACUUCUCUGUGUAUCUAAAUGCCUUGUUUCGCGUCAUUCAUAUCUAAAAAUUUACAGCUUGUAUAAUUAUACUUCUCAUUUUUUUUCUCUUUAAGAAAUAUUUUUUGUGUGGCCCAAAAGAGAAAAAAAAACAGAUAAAAAAUGGGGGUCACCAUUCUCAUUUCCUCACAAAAAAAGGGACAAUUUCAGUUUCAAAUGAUCAUUUUUCACGAGGGAACUGGGACGGGUUUCAAGAAAAACACCUUAUUAGCCCUGUGGAGUUACCAAAAUCGCUAUUAAAACCAUUUUGACUACAAAAGGGGCCUUUUUACUUCUUUUAAUGUGACUGGUGAAAAUCAUCGACACCUUUCAAGUUGCAAUGUUCUGCGCAGCAGGUGAUGUACAGUGCGGAACAAGGGAAUUACCUUAAGCUACAAAAUGAUGUUCUCUUUAGUAUUUGAUCAUGUCUGACCACAGGCUGGAUUUUUACAAACACCAUUUGUUUAGCAGGCACUGUUUGUCCAUCUUAAAGUUUUUUAAGGAAGAAGAACAGGGACUAGCUCUAAGUACUGUUUUAGGGAUGUGUUUGUCGUAUAUAGUUCUCAGCUAUUAAGACAGAGCUUGCAUCUUUGGAGUACUUGUCACCACUGCAAAUUCAACGAUUUAAGUAAUGGUCUGGAUAAGGCGGAUAGCAAUUUCUUUUGUAAUGCGGCAACGGUGCUUUCCCCACAUAGGAAUGUUCUCAUUUUUACACAGAGAAAUGCAUAAACCUACAUGAAGGCCGUUUACGCAAUAAAAUGCAUUUACACUCCACUUUGAAAGGGUGUUUUUUUGUGUUAAAAGAUUUUGACCAAUCACAAGAGUUGAAAACAAUAGCCAAGAAAAGUUUACAAUUUUACAUGUUCCCCACAUAGGAUUUCUUUGUUAUUCAAACUGAGACCAGAUUUUGUUAUAUGGAAGAUGGUUGGAAAGUAAGGAUGAAUAUAUGUACCGCUUUAUGAAGUUUUGUUAACUUUUGCUGUUUAAGCCAAUCAGAAGUAAGUACAGACAAUGGAAAAGUCAGCACCUUUUUUGCAUUCCUACAUGUUUGUUGCCGUUGUUGCUAUCAUUCUUAUGUAGACCGUUUCUUAAUAAUGUAUCAAUUUUACUACUAGCAAAAAAGAUAUUUUUAUAAGUACUGUAUGACUUCUAUUUUUAUUAACAUAAUAUACAUACAUAUUAAGUUCAUUUUUUACCUAAGUAUUGUUUCAUGGAAAGGUUGUCAGUUUUAACCGUUGCUAUCAUUUUAUAUAUAGACAUAGAAUCUAGAGAGAGAGACAGUGAAGCUUCUAAUGGAAUGAGCCCAUUGUACAGGGAGUUACUUCGGCAUCAGGUGUGUAUAUUAAUGUUGUAGGUAAAAUCUGGUUUUAGGUUAAACAUGUUUUCAACCUAGGUUGAAUUGAGCCAUCUUUCACUUUGGUAAAAUGUGCAUUAAACCUAGGUUCAACUGUCUGAAAAGGGAUUUUUUAUGGGGUGUGGUUAAAAAAUAAUGGCAUGUUUUUUGGGGGGAGGACGUUGAAAAAAUAAAAGAAAAAACAAAAAGCAUGUUCUUUUUCUCUCGAUUUUUCUACUCCAUUUUCCCACUAGUCCUCCUGUCCUCUUAAUCCCCUUACCUUUUACACCAUUCCUCUUUUAUGACCCUUUUACACACUCAACAAAUCACACUGAAAUAAACAACUCUAUUUGUACUCACCCACGUUUCAACUCACAAUGUCUAGGUUGUCCGCAUUUACCACUACACCACACGGAACAACAAUACUCAUCUGCCCAUAUGUCUCUGUAUUAUUAUUAACAUUUGGUCCCAGAUUCACUCGGCCAAAAUAUUAAAGGGUACCAGGCCCCCUCAACCAUUAUUUUCUAUUUACUCAUGCAUUGUGUUUGCAAACAUGCACAUGGACUUCAAAAUAUGGUGACUCAAAGUACCAAUUCAGAAACCUUUUAGAAAAAGCUAGAAGAAUUGAAAUCUACCUCUAAAAACAAAUCAAGCUUCUUGGAUGUCUACAUUAAUGACUCCUUUUAUGAGAAAGCAUAUCAGUGGCUCAAACCAAACCUGCAAGGCAAAAGCUCCAUCAUUAUCAGCCGAACAGACAAGCGUGGGAUAAUUGAGAAACUAUGGAGAGUGACUACCGAUGAUGGGAAAAUACUAGACAAACAAAACAGAUAAUGUGGUUCCGAGAGCUAUUCACAAUCCUGGCCAGUUCGCAUUCUGCCAUAGUGCAUUGAGGAUGAGACAAGACAGAGGAAUAUGUGAAAAAGCGCUUUUCAGGUAUAACACAGAAGGUCAUUUUAAAACAUGUUCAUAUCAAUGUGCAGCCUACACCAACAACAAAGAAGUGUUACAUCACCACCAAAAGAAACCGAUUAACCAUCCAAUUCAGGCAAAUAUUUCAUAAACCCUGUUGAAAUAGCCUUAAUAGAUUUCAGAAGCUUGGCAUGUCAAUGUAAAGAGAAAACACACACAUGGCUUCUUCAUGUAUUUGACCACUUUUCAAAGUGUUUGUGGAUGAUAUUCUCUCAUAGGCAAACAAAGUCCUCAAGUGACUGCUGAAUUAGAGAAACUGUUUUACAUGUUUGGCUUGGACCCUAAAAAGCUACGUUCAGACAAUGGGGGUGAAUUCCAAAACAAAAACAUGGAGAAUCUUUGUCAAACCCACAAAAUAAAAUUUGUACAUAGUGCACCCAGAAACCAUCUGCUCAAGGUCAAGUAGAAUGAAAUGACACACAGAAGACUUUACUGUGGAACAUGAAAGUACAGGAGCUGACCAGCUGCAGGAAAUAGAUACAACUGUAGAGUGAAACAGCAAAGAAGCACCAUGGUCUGGCAAAAGAAAACAAAUAACACAGUCGCGCGGUUGUAGAUAUAUAGUCAGACCAAAUAUUAUAACAAGAAGAUGAAAGUUAUGAUGUGACAAUAAAAAUAAGUAAGUUGAUAAAACGACACCACUCCACUGUAGCCCAAUGUAAUUCUAGGAAAAAGUAUUGGCAUGGAGAGCAAUUACGCAAAAGUAGAGACAAAGUUUGGAAUUAUUUCGGCAUACAUUUCCACAAACAGAUUUAACAAAUGUACUAGAAAAAAAUACUGUCUGACUUAUACAAGGGAGGUAACAUUUUCAACUGUAUCUUUAAAGAAAGCAGUUGAUCAUAUAAAUUAAACUGCAAAUUGUACUAUACAUUCAAGCAUAUUUGUGAUAAGAAUUUUGCGCAACCCCCCAAAAAUGCACUUGAGAGCAGGAACAGUGCUUCUUUUAUUGAACUUUAAACAGUAACCAAGCUUCACCAUAACUCUAACCCUUACACAAAGCUAACCCUAACCCUAACAAUAACUUAACCCUAACCUUAAGCUUAACACAAAACAUACAAAAAUUACAAAUUUAGCCUAGAUUGAAUGUUGUAUAUAAUAUAAGUUUAACCUUAGAUGAAAUACUGAUUGCACAUUUAACCUAGGUUGAAUACUGGUUUAACCUGGGAACAGAUUUUACCUGCAACAUAUACACUGUAAUGGCACUUGAACAAAACAUAUCUAUUACUGAACUGGAAGAAAAAACUUUUGGUUGACUCCUUGCAGAUAUGUAUUAUUGGAAGCACAGCGAAAACUAUCUCAAACAAUAACAGUUAAUCUUUAAUCUUUUACAGGGCCGUAGAGCAGCCUGUGGUUUUAAUUAAAUAUAUAUAGUUCUGAAUAAUUGACACUGAUCUGCCCAGGAACUUCUGCAGUAAUUGAAGGAACUGGUAUAUGUCCUCAAUCAACUGUUACUUAUUUAACUUGUUUAGAUUUUCAGCCAUGAGACCCAAAUGCAGGCUGUAGAUACAUGUGUGCUUAGCUUUAAGGAUAAAUGUAAACUACUGCAUCUUAUAGUGCUUCUCAAAACUGAAUCCCAACCGAAUAUAUUUUUUAAUAGAGUUUGUCAUAAAAAGGGCACUGAAUAAAAAUACCGUAGAAUUCUGAAAAUAAGCCCCUCCAAAUAUAAGCCCGUAACGCAAAAAACCCCCGGUUAAAUCGCCCCUCCAAAUAUAAGCCCCCCAGUGCCUUGUACUUGGAAAUUGCCAUCAAAUACCAAGUAAAACAAAGCAAAAAUGGUAAAUUUUCUUCCAACUAUAAGGCUUGCCCAAUUGAUUUUGAAAUGCAAAUUUCCCUCCAUAGAUAAGCCCCUCCGAAUAUAAGACCCUCCUCAAAUAAGCUCCUCAAAAAGGGCCUUUGAAAAAUAUAAGCCCCGGGACUUAUUUUCGGAGUUUUACGGUAUUUCAGCUCAUGUUGUUGUAGCUAUAGUGUUCUAAAAGCAUUUGUAUGCAUUUAAAAUGGAUCAGAUUAAUAAUCUGUACAGUGACUUUGUGAGAUGCCAAGUUGUUCAAUUAACUCCCCAUUCAAUUUUCAAGCUCAAGACUGAUGUGUGAAAAAAAAUGAGCUAAUUAAAAGAAAACACAAGAAAGUGUUGGUUUAGAACUUAUUGCAUGGGAGCACUAAGAAACAAAAACAUUAAAUUGGAGCUCAAAACCAAUGGAAUAACUAACAAACUAAUGGUCCUGUUCCUCCAAACUAACUUCAUGAAGAACAGCUUCAGUUAUAGCAAAGCAGUUCUCUGGAACAGCCUGCCCUGUGAUAAUAUGAGAGUGGCUAGAAAUCUUUAAGUCAAUGUAAACAAUUGGCGCAUCUGAAUUUCCGAUUUUUUUAAGUACUGUGUACAAGGCAUUCAUGAAAAACAGGUCUUAGUUAGGGUAGUUGUAGAUAGUUUUGCAUGUUGUUUAGGGUAGUUAAGUUUAUUUAAAAUUUUUAUACUCCUGAUGAAUUUUAUCGUGUUUAAAUAAAGAAUUAUUCUAUUUGUUUCUAUUCUAUUCUAAAAAAUCUUUAUAAACUAACUGUUAUGUACUGAUAAAAUAUUCAACUUAUGCUGGCCAAAGUUUUUAAAAUCCAGUUUAAUUAAAAAUUAAUUAAAUUAAUAUUCAUGGUAAUUUAAUCUUGUAUCACUGCAGUUGUAUAAUUUUACUGUUAGUGUCGAAAGGUUCUCUAAUUUCUUACAUCAUGUCUGAAAUAACAGAUUGUUAAUAAAUUAUGUACAUUUUUAUUAGUUGAUGUGUCAAUUUCAUUCAAGUAGGUGAAAAAAAGUCUUUCCAAUUUUAAUUAAAAGAGAAGUUGAAAAUUUGAAUAAUUUAUUCUCUACCGGUAAUCUAGAGAAAAGAUUGGUAAUUAAAGAUUUCUUCAAUGUAUUCUUUUCAGAUAUAUAUUUUUUGUUGUUCAAUCUUUUGUAAGCAAUGCAAUCAUUUAAUCUUCUCAAAAUAUCAGGAGUUGUUUUUAUAUCUUAGUCUUAUUUUAUCUGUUUACAUUUCAAGUAGGACAAAAUCUACCAUCAGGUGCAUUUUAGUGAAGUAUUUCAGUCUGUUGGCUUUAGCAUUCUAGAGUUUUUCAUUUGGUAUGAUUUUUUUUUCAUUGUAGUUUAAGGAAAUACUUUUUGAAUUGGUGUCAGUUAUUUUGAACUUUAAACUUGUUGUUUUCAAUUUGUACUCUAAAAUCUGAUGCAGCCUUGAUCCAUAGCUGUUCUGCACAUGUAAAUAAAAGGUUUGAAUAUUUCUUACUCAAGGAAUCUUUCCAAGUGAUUUAGGAAACUACAUAUUGUUAUUAUAAUUUAAACAUAUUCAUUUUAUGCAAAUCUGCAUGGCUGAAGGUACUGAUAAAGAAGAAUUGAUUUUACAAUAAGGUAUCUCAGGUUUUUUUGUAGCCUUUUAUUUAUAAACAAGUGUGUUACUUAAGGCGAGUUUUGGGAAGCUGGAGAAAUUAUUUAGAUACUUGAAUGAUUAUGGAAAUUAUUAUGUCACAAAAUCUCCUUGCAAAAUUUAUACCGGGGAUUGAAAGGUGAUUUUAAAAAGCACAACAGCCGGUAUUCCAUUGAAGUUAAAAAAAAAUUGCUGGUAUUUUUUCAGCUGAGCCAUGGUGAGCCAUCUUGGGUCCCUGGAAGUGGAGUACAGUCACCUGUGAUGUCGGAAACAGACCUUACUUCCCUGGCUGGACAUCAAUAUGAUGAGUCUUCAAUAUCCAGCACCCCUGUGGAACAUAUGGAAGAGCUAUUACCACAUCAGGAAGCUGAAAGCCACUCAGGUGACUUCUCAGGGCAAAGCGAUGGAUUACCAUCACAUCCCAAUGGCCGAGGAGAUGAUGAACAGAGUGGUAAAUAUCAGCAAUCUUUAAACAAAUAGAACAAGCACUUGCCCAGUUUUAAACAGUGUUAUUAUAAUGAUGUUCUUUGUGGUUUGUAAAUAGACCUUGUUACGGUUUUUAACGCCAUCUUGACGAGUAGGCAAACGUGUGAGAAAUUACAGUGUUUGUAUGAGAAUCUAAUGUCCACAAAAAUAUGAAUUGUAAACUAAAGUUCACUGAAGCAUUCUACUCAAAAAAUUUGAGAGCGAAGAAGACCCCGAACCUCUUUAUUAAAUUUUCUGUACAUUUGUCUGUAAAAUUUUCCUGCAAAAAAUUGCAGAUACAUAAUUUUAUAUGGAAAAUCUAAAGCAAGCUUCUGGAGAAAUUUAAGCACCAUAACGGCCCCCAAAUUUUGUUAGUAAAAUCCUUUGCUGUGUAGCUUUAGUUUAUAAUUCACAUUUUUUCCAGAACAGCCAUUUUACGGAAAUUAUUCAACAUUCUCAUACAAACACUGUAAUUUCUCACAUGUUUGCUUACUCGUCAAGAUGGCGUCGAAAACCGAGACAAGGUGUAUUGGUCUCUGUGAGUCUAAUAUCACCUGUAUUGUAAGAAACCUUUCUUCCUGAAGUCACCUUUGUUCAUUAAAUUGAGCUGAACUAAUUUAAAUACUGUAAAAGAAGGAUCACCCACGAUUUCCUUUUGUAGAUAGUGAAACAGAGGAAGCCAAUCUACAACUUCAAUCCUUCUCUCCAGUGCCAAGCAGUCACAGUGAGAGAGUCAGCCCUGACGUUAGGUCAGUAAAAUAUUUUAUUUGCAAUUUAAACACUAAAUAACAACAUUGAAUCCAAACCAUAUUGUCUAGAGAACACAAUUCCACAUUUUAAUCAGACCAUUUUCUCAAAAUUAGUUGGGCACAGGUAAGACCUGUCUUGUAAGGCUGUGAGACUCUUGUUUUAAGACAGUAUCUGAGACUUCAAGAUCAAGAGAAGUUAACAUGCAAUAUUUAAGAUUUCAAGGUUGGAUCAAAAUUUUCUGAGGACCACCAUUAUCAUUAGGUCCCUUUGGCUACCCUUGAUAAUUUUAUUGGUUUUUAGCACAAAGCUGGCCAAUGCUUGGGAUUAAAGGGCGUUAAUUUUUGUGGCUGGUCAAGUUCCAGUUCGUUAGUUUUUUUUGCUCAAAUACUAAUAAUUUUGUCUAAAUUCCUUUCAUUAUGUAUUACAACUUUAAAUUUGAUGAAGACAUUUCUGUCCACAGGGUACCCAUCGAGGUAGGUGCAAGGGAUUACUCUGUUAUAAGUCCAUUGGUGAUUGAAGCCUUUGUACGGGAGAACUCUCCUCCAGUCCCAGAAGGUCCUUCAGGUGAAGAGAACACGAUUGAUGCACCAUCUCACACUCCGCAGUCCACUUCAGGAAGAGAUGGCGAUGCUGCUGAAGAAACAACGCAUUUACUUUCUUCUUCGGACAGGCACCCCACAGAGCAUAGCCAGUCAGCUACCAGAGCCAGUCCUCUUGGUUCUUCAGUGCUAGAUACAGGUACAUUUCCAGCCAAUGGCGAUACAGAUGUGUCACCAGGCAACCACAACGCUACCAUGUUUCCUCAAAGACACAGCCCAACAGGGUCUGUUCAGAGCAGUUCAUUGUUUUCAUCCGGUUUACCCUCUCCUGUAAUGUCUCCUAGAGGUCGUAGCCUGUCCGAUACAGGUGUAACAUUAGUUCCUCGAGGGAACCCUCCUGGGUCUUUGAACGGUCAAACACAGCUACCGCAAAGACCUCAGAGUCUAGUAGGCUUUGUUCCUACAACAACGGGUCUGUUAACUACCCUGGGGGGCCCUCCUGGUCCAGUCUCUGGUGCUGAGGAAUCUCCACCAACUCCACCCCACGUAUCUACUGUUCAUAGACAUAGUCCUACAGGUUCCAAUCACAGCAGUGUUGUUCAUCCGCACCGAGGAACAGGAACUGUGGAUUUAUCACAACGACAGCAACAGCAGCAGGGAAGCAGACUCUCGAGCGAAAGAAAUACUCCUGUGCUUUCGCCCCAUAAUGGAUCUGCUGCAGCAGGCCAGCAUGGCACACCUACUGUACACAGUCCAAGACAAGGAACCUCUGGUGGCCGGGGGAGCCCCACAGAGCUUCUCGUGGAGAUAACGCAUAGACGAGCUGCACCAACAGUGACUUCUCGUUAUGAGGCAACAGAACCUAUUCAUGCUGUCCUGCCUUCCGCAAGCCAACGAGAAAGGGAGCAGAGAACACCAGUUUUACGUAGACCAGACACAGGAAGCCCAACGGAGCUUUUUAUGGAGACAGCGUUUAGACAACAUACACCACCAGUGUCCUCCCGUGCCGAAACAAGGGAGUCCAUUCCUGCAAUCCAGCCUUCAACAGGACACAUAAAAAAUCAGCAUGAUACACCAAUAUCACACAGAUCAUCAGGCAGAGUAAGCCCAACAGAGCACCUUACAGAUACAGCUUACAGGAGAGGCUCGCCUGUGGUACGUGCUUCUCACGAGUCUGCUUCUCCUGUGGCCUCAUCGGCGAGCCCGCAUCUUCGUCAUCGUGACAGUGGCAAUAGCACACCUUCAGUGCCCAGUCCAAGACAAAGAGCACCCGGCCCUGAAAAUUCUUCAAGACAUACUGGUCCAGCCUCUGAGUUGCCAUCAUCGGAGUCGAGGGUAAACCAUCGUGAAAGUGACCAUCGCACAUCACUAAUGCAGGGGCAGGAAGCAUCACGAACAGGGACGCCAACACAGAGGUUACAGGGUUUUUCUCAUGCUUGCUCAAGUAGAUCAUCUUCGGUUCACAGCCGACCAGAUCAUUCCCCACCGCGCGUCUUUUCUCCUUCAUCUCUGCCUCGUGAAUCAGCUAUUCCAAGUCGUGAUAGUGCGUUUGCAGCUGUGACUGGAGAGCGUGCUGCGCAUGUGGGGAUCCUGCCUUCAGAAGUGGAAGAACUCAGACAGGAGAGAGAUAAUCUUGCCAGGGAGCUGAGACAGAGAUCCGCUCAUUAUGAAGCAGAGCUCAGGAGAGUCAAGUCUAGGAAUGAAGAUCUACAACAACAGCUGAUGAGUAUUGAGGUAACUUGAUUAUUUCCAAGACCUUUGUAACAAUUUUAGGUACGAAAAAGGAUUUGAGGUAUCUCAAUAGAGUUUGCUUUUGAAGUUUGUUCCCCAAAGUUAUCCCACAGUUUCCCCAAACAGUGUUGCAAUAAUUGAUGUGAGGGUGUAUAAGAACUUGGUUUAUAAGAUGUAAGGUCGCUUGGGGAUAAGGUGCUUUACUCGCUUGAUGGCUCCGAUUCCAGAAGAUACUUUCUUUAUUAUCUUCUCCAUAUCGCUAUCCCAAUCGAGAUUAUCAUCGACGGUCACUCCAAGAGAUUUAGCAGUAGCGACUUGGGUAACUCGAAAAUCAUUAGUCGCAAGUGUUGGGAAACUGUUACAAUACUUAGCCUCUAGCUAGAUCCAAUUAACAUGAACUCGGUUUUAGUCAUAUUUAGAGUGAGUUUGUUCGCUCUUACCCAACUGUGAACAUUUUGUAAGUAUUCGUUGAAACUUGUCUGAAUAUUGUGAAUAUUGUUGCUCGCGUAUGUAAGGUGGGUGUCAUCAGCGUACAUCCGAGGCUCGCAAUUUGACAGGCAGUUGGAAAGAUCGUUCACAUAUAAUAGAAAUAGCAAUGGACCUAAAAUAGUACCCUGAGGGACACCACAACGUACAGAGCAACUGCUAGAGAGGAGAGUCAGCUAAGUAUUGUCAUAGCCUUAGUAACAGCUGCUGUCUUCACUCUCCGUUUUUUCCUGACAAGAUUCGACCUGUUAAGUGUUAAAUUUGCUUUGCUAUACAGUGCAAAUGUAGUUUGUUGACUCAUAAAAUCGACCGACCUCACCUGACGUCGUUUUCAACGACUAAUCAAUGUGGGUCAAAUGUCUCGGCGAUAUAAACUGUACAUGAUGCAUCUUCACUCGCCCUUCUUGGACAUGGUCAUUUAUCAGUUAUUUUCUGUUGUUCAGACUGUAGCAACCUUAACCAAGCAUGAUGAAGACAAAACACAAGCGUUAGAAGAGAAAAUAGCUCGACUCAACGCAACUUUGCAGGGUAAGGAACAAGAAAUAAAUACCCUGCAGGAAACAGUAAGGGGACUGGAGAGAACCAAUCAGCAGUUGAAGGAAGAACAGGAAAGUUUGAAAACAGUGAAUGAGCUGAGACUUGAAGACAUAAACAGAGUCAAUUCAGACCUACAGCAACAGGUAUUCAAUAACGAAACAUUUCUGAAUUAUCUUUUUGGGGCUGCACACGUUUCGGAGUCUCUAUCCGAAUGUAUAUUAUAAUUAGGGUCAUCGGUAACUAGGCUGCGAUUAGAACAUCCAUUGGCUGUAGAUUUCCCUUAUGGCAGAUGCACCCGGAUAACUCAUUGGUGAGCCCCCACGCCAAAAGAGCAAGCUCUAAGGGCGCCGUGAAAAUUGAAACGUAGAAGCCAUAUAGAAAUUGGGUGCGGCUAGAAAUGCAAACCUUACCAAGCGUAACUGGUGCAACUGAUUGUCUUACGGGGUAGUUGUAUUUUUUGUGUGUCCGGAUUGUAAUUUCUUACAUAUUUGGGUUUUCAGUUGUCGGAUUUGCGACGCAGAUCGGUGGAAGCCAGAAAACGACAAGAAAGAGACGAGGAAAAAAUUCUCGAGCUUCAAGUGUUGCAAACUACACAAGAAAGGAGUGGUAAACGUCUUGAAUUGGAGAACACCAGCCUAAGUAGACAACUGAAACAAACCCAGCAAGAGUUGGAUACUCUCAAGGCAGUAACUAGUAUAAGUGGUUCUAGAGUUAGCAGAGCUAAAAGCGAAACAGAUUUGUCCAGGAAAUUCAACAAAUACUCUACGUAUGACAAAUCUAAAUACAGUGAUCUUGACCAUUCCACAAGAACUGUUAGUUUCGCUUCGACAUUAGACAGUGCACGCCUCGGAACAACUCGGCAUAGUUCGUUAGAUUCGAAUUACAGUCGAUCCCGAGACUCAGGUGUGUCACCGCUGAUAGUGAAUGGUCACAGCCCAAGUAGACCUGAAAGUAAAAGAGCGGCUGCAUCACCUUAUUCUUCCGUCCAGGACAGAGUCCUGCGUGAGUCGUACAGUCGCAAGGUAAGGGUUCCGAGGCACCGUGUGGGUUCUUUAGGAGAAGACAGUGAUGUUUCUGAUGAUUUGGAUCUGCAUGCAACAGCAUCACUGUUAAGACAUCAAACACGGAGUCCGGAGUCUUCAUCCUCAUCACUCAUAUUGUUUGACCAAGACCCUUCGCUACAUCAACCGCGGGAUACGGAGACUGGGAGGAGAAGGAGGCCACAUUCAUAUCAUGGAGGUAAUUAGAAGGUCUUUAUUCAUAUUUACCGAGCUCAAUAUUUACCUUUAUCAUGAUUCAUGUUAUUACCACACACCGGGAUGCACUCGACGUUGGUUAUCCCAGCCGUAUGCAGCAUGUGUCGGUCGAGAUUUUUCUCCAUCUUGCGUUUGUCGCAUUGUAAGCUCGUAAGAAAAACAGAUUUUCUAUCGUUUCUUUUCUGACACGACAGGAUCUCUUGAAGACCAGUACAAUACCAAGGACGAUUACUCCAAAUCAUCCCAAUAUCAGUCGCUGCGUGACAUCCGACGGCAUGCUACCUCUUCGGCAAGUUAUUCUUCAAACUCUUCGCUUCUAACAACCAGUACCCACCAACCCAAAGUCUUCACCAAGCCCUUUGCACCGACUUCUAGCCACGACAUCCAGUUGGGCAUGGACGUAUUGGUGACUAGGUCACGAGGUCAGAUCGGACGCGGAAAAGUGAAGUAUGUUGGACCAUUACCAGGCCGCCGCGAUACCUAUAUAGGAAUUGAACUGGGACCUGGUCAAGGUAAAAGGACAUGUACAGUUGUGGCAACCAAAUUUACUUCUUAAAAAAAAAAACCUUUCCAAGGGCGGCUUUCUGUUCGUUAGUGUAUUGUGAUAAAUUUAAAGCCGACGGUAGUUAAUUCUUAAUUCAAAAGAACCUUUUUUUAAAUGUCUUUUUUUUUUAUCUGAUUGCAGUGAUUAAUUGACUUCAUCAACUGGCUGUGCAGUACAGUCUUUAAGUCCCCCCCACCUCCCCCCGUUUUUAUUAAGAGUUAUGAAGUCUCUGAUUCCUUUAGUGUUAGUAUAAUGUAUGAAUCAAGAUGAGAAAAAGCCCCUACAACUCUUUCCUCUACUAUAGUGGCACAAGGAUAUCCUUUAUUAUUUCGGGCGACCAGAGGAGGCCGUAAUCCUCGUGUACAGGUUUCUGUUAAACUUGUGCGGCACAUAUGAAGCUAGCAAUCGUUUGGCCUUUCACUAAGAAUGAAUGGAAUGCAUGCAGCGUAAUCUGAUGACCGCGCGUUUGAGCCUUCUAUCACGUGAAAUUUACCCAAAGAACAGCCCUGGAGCAAGAGUGUUUGCGUCAGUCUCUCCCGCUCUCCAUAACCAUUAGUUAUUACUGGAUUUUACAUGAUAACAGUUGUUUCUCCAAUUCUUUUUUCAGCGGGUAAACACGACGGAUCCUUAGAUGGACAGAGAUUGUUUACUUGGUAAGUAAACUUCACAUUCAAGCAGACAUUAUUUAUUGUGUUAUCUUAUGGGAUUUUGACCCGCUGUUUGACUAUGGAGAUAAAACACUGUUUUAAACAGACCACUUUAAAGUUGAGCUGUAAGCACUCUGUGUGGCCUUUUAGAUGAAUUUGGAGGCUGGAGUUAAGUUUGUUUAAUGCACCUAUCAAUGGAAAUCCCGUGGGGGGGAGGGGAGUGUGUGCAAGGGGAGAGGAUUUGAUGCCUGGGACUAUCCCCGCUGUCGGGCUUUUGAUCGUGCGAAGCGACCCCGGGGUCGGGACAUUUGACUUUGACCGACAGAAGCCUGGUAUCAAUUCAGAAGCAGUUACCAAGUCCGUCCCUCGAGGCUUCCUGAAAGUCACGCUGUUGGAGAAAGGUAUAUGUAUUUAUCAUGGGUUAUGUAACCUUUUCUUUAGGGUGUUACAUGGUAUGCUGUUCUGUUGCUUCAUUAGCGGUAGGCUAUAUAUAUUUGAGUUGUUCUCAUUUAUAUUCAUUCGCGUCCUACGACCGUCCCUACGCCCUCAAAAUUAAAUACCCAGUGAUCAGGGGUUUCUCUUAGACGUAGUUUUUUGCAUGCUGCUAUAUGAAAGGUUUAGCACGUUUUGUAUGUUUACUGAAUGAUUGUUAUACUAGCAUAGUUUAGAUCAUUUUGUUGGGUUGUUUUUCUUGCUGUAAUUUUUUACAUUUCCGAGUUUUCAUUCUGUUUGUUGUAUUAUUUCCAUCCAUACUGUUGAUGAAGGCAUAAUAAAGAGGGUCGCACACGGCUCGUGUUGACACACGCCAAUUGAGGUUGCUUGUUACAUGAUAAAUGUUUUAUAUUCGUUUGAGCGGGGUAGCGAAUUAGAAUAUAAGAAGUUUUCAUUUGUUUUAAUCGCCAUAAUCCGAUACUUUACACUGUCAUCUAAACAGAUAAUGUCUAUUUUGAGAAAGUUUUUAUGUCCAAGUUCCCAUCUGAUUGUAAAACUCGAUUGGAAUCGAAUUCCAGCAUGAAAGUCAGAGAAUUUUUUAUGGGUCACUGAUCCGACCUGUUCCCACAUGUUGAGCAGCUGUUAUAAAGCAUUUUACGUUUUAUUAAUAUUAUAUAGCACGGUCAAUCUUCCGGGAGUGAUUUUGUUGUUCAAGAUAAGAGAUGCUAGUGGAGAGAGAAAAUACUUAAUUACAGCGAGUAAUUUAAUUGAGCUUCCGUUAACCGUAAAUAAAAGUAGUAACAACGUGUUUGAAAUGUUCUUUUAUUCGUUUUACAUAGUAUUAUAGCAUUGUUUGUUUAGAUUUUUUCCCCUGGGGUGGGGGCUUUUUUUACACUUUUGAUUGACCUUUCGUUUCCCACCCUGGGGAAUUUGAUCGAAAAAUUUUAAAAUUUGUCAAAUCCCCACCCCUUGCCCGCUCCCCACGGGGUUUCCAUUGAUAGGUGCAUAACCUUCGACCUGCUUGUCUUGUAGUAGUAAUGUUUAGGAAAUAUGCAUUACCUAAGAAAACUUGGAUUUACUUUUUUUGAAAAAGUACUGUGCCAAAACUGAGUGUUAACUGGUGCUACUGUAAACUGGUAGGUUUCAAGUGAUAUGUGUCUUUAUUAUUAAUAGUCUAUUUUUCUUCUUAAUUAGUAAACCGAACCAAGGGAUCUUCGUCUCGUUCAACAAAGUGGUCAUGUGUUAUGGUUAAAACUCAUCGUUGUCAGUUCGUAAUAUAUUUUAUGGUAUGUAGGUAAAAGAGUAAAAGAUAUAUGGCUGUCAAAUGUUUGUGGUCAAGCUGACUGCAGCGUGUACAACACGUGAUGUAGACUUGAUGAAGACAUUCUUAUGUGUAGCCUGCGUUGCAGUCGGCCCACUCCCCACUCCUCUAAAUCAUUUGUAUAGUCCGUGACGCUCUAUACAGAAGGUUUAGAGCGUCUGCGACGCAGGCAAUCUUAUGUGUUGUCAUAGUACUGAUUUGCUUUAGACUGUCAGUGAGCAGUGUUUGGAUUACUUUUUACAGUGAAACCUGUAUUAAGCGGACACCGUAUUAAGCGGACACCCUCUGUUAAGCGGACAGUAGCCGAAGUCCCAAAAGUAAUUUCCCUUAUUUACUUUAAAUGAAACCUUUAUUAAGCGGACACCUCUAUUAAGCGGAUGCGGACACCUAAAAAGUACCUGAAAUGGUCAUUUUUAUUGUUGCCAACCUGUAUUAAACGGACACUUGUAAUUAAAUUCCACCACCCAACAUGCGGCCAGACACAGGAAAUGCGAAAGAUUGCCUCAAAUUGCAACCUACAAAUUUUUCGAUUUUUACAUUAAAAAACGACUUGACGAACGUAUUUGAUUAGUUUCAUAGUACAGUAUUGUUUUCUAUUUCGUUUUCUUUGUAUAAAGCUUGUUUCACUCAUCUGUUUUGUUCAAAUUUGAGUUGAAAUCUAUGUUUAUGGUACUAUGAUCAAUUGGUUCACUUUGAUAAAGAAAUUAAUGCAAAAGUAAAUCGUCAUAGUCUCUGGGAGUAUUCUAAAUGUUUCUACUGGCAUUUGACACCUCAUAUGAAGUUAUCUAUCGAAACCUGUAUUAGGCGGACACCCUGUAUUAAGCGGACACUACAGCAUUCCCCGAGGGUGUCCGCUUAAUACAGGUUUCACUGUAUUUUAAAUCAAGAGUAAAAUAUAUCGAGUGUUACGCUAUCUUCUUUGGCUUGUAAGUUACAAUGGUUUUAACUGCUUGGUUUACAGUAAACUUUCUGUCUCCUGACGGACAGCAGAUAGCCAUCCCCGCCGUCACUCAGUAAGUAGUGUUCGACUCGAGGGCGGACUCCCAUAAAUGCACAGGGUUCUUACAGAGUCUUAAAAAAGUCUUGACAUUUGCCCAGCAAUUUUCCAGACCUGAAAAACAGUCUGGAAAAUAGAGAUUAAGUCUUUUAAAAUGGUAAAAAGUCUUGAUCUUUUUUUUUUUUGGAAAGCUACAACAAGUGCUUUAUAUGUGAAUCGUUUUCGUUUGGGUUAAAUCUUUUUCAAUCUUGCCCGCACGUUUGCAGCGCAUCAUGUUUUAAGGUCUCUAUUGAUCACCUAUUAAUUUUGAUAACCUUGAGUCUGGAAAAAGAAAUUAUUGUUUUGGAAAAAGUAUGGAAAAAGUCUUGAAUUUUGGAUCCAAAAAUCCGUACGAACCCUGAAUGCAGUUCUAAUGAUCCUGUCUUUCUAAGAGAGUGGACUGUAUUCUAUUUGAAAUUAACCCUCCCAUGACACGAACAGAGCUCUCUAGAGAUUAAGCGGUUUUUCAUUUCUGUUGUUUGCAGUUAACAUGGUGCUUAAUCUGCCUAGUGUUUACUUUUUUAUGAAAAAAUUCUUCCGGCGUGUGUGGCAGUGAAAACCUCUCUAAAGAAAGUCAACUCUGUAGGCUUUCUAUGCAGAUCUACUUAGUAUUAUUAACUUGUUACUAUUAUAUUUAUUAGCGUUCAAGUGAAACGUCUUUUACUGGUUUUAUCUCUGAACGAAAAUCAUCUUAGGCGAAGAAAGCUAGUCAGGUUGUUAAUCGUAUAUAUCUUUAGAGUAUUUAUAUUUUAUCUUUAUCUUGUAUAUAUUUUGCAAACAUGCGUGUUGUCCAAGAUAGUAGUUCUACAUCGCUUUACCAAUACUAAUUUAAUUUAUUUGGAGGAAAAAAGCAACUGACAGUUUGCCGUGACUGAAAGAGUAACUGGAUAAGAUCUGUUGGAAAAAUUAAGGCAGGACUAGUAUGGACAUUGUUGUCUUAUAUCGUUCUAGCAUAUGUGCAAUUAGUAAAAUCCAACUAGUGGUCUAUUAUCAAUGCUGCGUUCUGACUGGUUGAGCUACUACUAGGCUAUAUGUUAUACCCCACUAGUAGCGAAAAACGCCGGCUUUUUGGCGGCAAAAAAGGAUUAAAGUCUAGCUUUAAGUAGCUAAAUUUUUUUCUAUUCUCGAUAUUUUUGACCAACUAGUUGGAUUUUACUAAAACAAUUAUUCCUCUCGCCCUUAUGGCCUCUGAGUCAAUAGCCCAGGAGGCCGAAGGCCAUUCGGUCUCGAGGAAUAAUUGUUAAAUAUUCUUCCUUCAAUGAUACUGAUGAGAAUGUGCUUCAGUUGUGAUUCGUGGUGUGAAAACGUGUGCAAUUAUAUGUAUCGUUGGGGAAAAAGUUUGAAAAAAUAUCUUGUUAAAUCAUUGAAAAAUGUAUUUCUAAGUGAUUUGUACGAUUUAAUCAAUGAUUUUUAAUAAACAUACUGUUACCAUCUAAGCCCAGUCUUUACAUUUUUUCUUUUUUCAUUAAUAAUUUUCUAAGGGUAGCGAGAGCACAUUAGGGGAACAUAGGGCGCAAACUGUUAUUCAACGCACAUGUCUGCGAGACGUCGCUUUUUAAUACCCGCACCUAUCCCCCAUGGGCCUCCUCAGCUAGGCAGAAAAAGAACGAAGAAAAAUGUGACUCCAUAUUCAGUUGUCGUGCAUUUCUUAAAGCGCAUAUUUCUAAGGCUGGAUACCUUGUUUCGCAAAGCUUCUCAGGCUCUUGACUGUUGAAGUAAAAGUGGAAGAAAUAAUUUGAGAUUGAGAUCUAGAUCAAGCCGGAUCUAUUUUCGUCUCGUUUGGUAAACAAAAUGUAGCGCAACCACAUAAGAGAGAAUUUAAAAUCCGCCAAAAAUCGGGUCUGAUCCCAGGUUAGGGAAAAAUGUGUGCUAUCUUACAAUACUAUUAAAUUCUACGACUAAACGUCGACAAAAAUUCCGAAAAUCUAUCAGUGAUCUGAAGCUUCUCAUCUAUCAUAUGUUUGGUCAGUAGGUUCCUUAUCAAAAGUUAUACAUGUAUACACCAUAAAACCUAUACUGUCAGGGCUUUUAUUUCUGGUAUUUUAAUAGCCUGCGUAGCACGCCGUUUUUCUAGUGUGUUUUUCAUUUCCUUUGUGGUUCGCUACAAAGCCGCACUCCAAACGAGGCGAGGCGGAAGGGAGGAGGGAGGGAGGUAGCCUGCGUUGCAGACACUCUAAACCAUCUCAGGAUACAAAUGGUUGAGACGAUGCAUGGGCCGCCUGCAACCCAGGCAAGCGGAAGGGGGAGCGCAAGAAAAAAGGAAGAUUGUUCUCUCUGCCCUCUUCUCUCUCGCCCCCUGAAAAUGGACACCCGCCCGCCCCUCAACCCAAAUUUAAAAAAAAGGAAAAUAAGCGCUUGCUUUGCUUAUUUUCAAAUCGGGUGUAGGUUGCCGGCAUAACACGCGCUAUUUUUUCGCGCGUUUUUCAGCGCGAAGCGAGCGAGGAGAACUGGACACGCGCGAGACACACGCGACGUGACCAAGAAACGACGGGCUCUGGGGACGAGAAUGGUAUUGGUCGCGAAAACCAGUGCCAAUAGUCAGCGGAUUGCCUCGCAGCAGACAUGGAUAAGUUAUGUAAUACAAAACAAACAUGGCCGCCGUUCGUAUGACAUUGUCUCGAGCACAAAUACCGGUUCUAGUCUUAGCCGAUUACGUCGGGUUUAAACAAAUUACUCGUUUUCUAUGUACAACAGCAUCCAGUGUAAAGGUGAAGGACUAUUAUCUUCUGUUAGGUUUGGACUGGAGCGCCACAGUCGUGGAUGUUCGCGAGGCCUACUUACGGCUAGCAAAGCAGUAUCACCCGGAUUGUGGGAAGACAACAGCUGAUGCUGUGAAAUUUGCUCGAAUAGAACAGGCCUACAGGGUGGUCAUAGAACAUGUUACCACUUCAGUAGAGAAAGGUCCAGACGUUACCGAUCAAGAUUUCGACAAAGAGAUAGUAUUUGAUAUCCACCAUACCGCUCCACAACAUAGGUAAGUAACGGGUACGCAGAACGGUAGGGUGGAGAAAAUCCAGCAUAGUUAACCUUUUAAGUACGCAUUUCAGCUCACUUAAAUUGCAGAAAAACUUCUUCCAGUGGGCAUCGAUUUUAAAAUAUUUUAAGCCCCUUCCAAUUAAAAAUAUAUCGGAUGUAAACGUUCGACCAAAGAACUUUUCCUGAUUUUUCUCAUUCUACAGGGUAGGGGAGGGGUAACUGGGUAGUUCUGCUCUAUGAAGGCAUUCUGAUAUAACAGGCAGUUACCAAUAUUGCAUCACAGUCCAAAGGACGUUUUUUCUUCAUUAUUGUACAUCAUGACCCCCACUGAUUCUUGUAUCAUCAGACAAAUCUCCUUGAAAACCAUACCCUUCCCAUCUCCUCCUCAGGCGCAGAGGUGAGUGCAAAAUGCGAGAGACAUGCGAUUAAUGUUUUAAACCCAUAUAGGGACACAGCCCUCUCCCAGGUAGCCUACAUAGCAGGUGCUAGGAAAUAAUAAGACAUGACCGGGCACACUGGAGGGAGACAUGUGUGCCCAUUCUUUCUUGCGCCCAUUAUUUCCUAGCGCUUGCUCUACAGGCUAAAAAUGUGUAAGAGCAAAUAACAUUUUCCUCUAUUAUCAAAUAGCAUUUUCCUUUAUUAAAUUAUGUCCAAUCUCUCUUGGGCUAUAUCAGACUAGAGUUAGAGUGUCUGAAGAAAUUUCAUUCCUACAUAUACUAUUGUCUCCAUACCAACCUAACAUUGCACUGUUAAGAGUCUAAAUCCCAGUAUAUAGCAGACUCACUAUUUUUCUUAUGCUUUUUCUAUCCUUGGUAUUCAAAGGGUAUAUCCCUAUAUAUACUCCCUAUAUAUUUUGACAUAAUUUUGAUAGGUCACUUGACCCUGAGCUGCAGAGGGCCUUUUUAUAAGUGGUCUAUUAAUGCUUUUUGUAUCUUUUGCCACAACUAGGCAAUACCUAGAAUAUGAAGGCAUUGGGAUUGGUUCACCAUCAAAGAGACAGAAACAGUACCAAUAUUACAGAGUCCAAAGAGCUUCAGACAAAGUCAUAGAUCACAAGACACAACAGUUUGGAGAACAGGAAACCUCAAUAGCUGAACCUGAAAAGAGAGCUAUAAAAAGAUCUAAGUACUCUAAGGUAAUUGACAGACUUGUAGAAGAUCUCAUACAAGAAGCCAUGUCUAAAGGAGAAUUUAAAAAUUUAGCAGGAAGUGGAAAGCCACUGAAACUUGAACAGGAGUACUAUGUUGGUAAGUACUAAAUCUGUACCCUCCGACUACUGAGGUAUAAUUUUUUUAAUUUAAAUCGUACCGCUACAAUGUUGACUUAUCAAUAACCAUGCAGAUUUUAAUUAGUUGUUUUGCAAAUAUAUUUAUCUCUCUUAGCAUAUUGUGGUUUUUACAUGUCAUUUGCCCAAGAAUUCUUUAGAUUAAUUUGCAGUCAGUAACAGUAUUGAUGUUGUUUAGUUUUGUGUCAUGAACUAAAUACUAAUUUCAUAAGCCGGUUGAGUAUGAAAAUAAUAAUUUCUAUUGCUUAUUUUUCUCAAUGUAGAUUCAACCACGCGGAGGCUUAAUAAAGUACUCAUAGACUCAGGAUUUGCACCAGAAUGGAUUUCGUUGGAGAAAGAAAUUCGACAGGACAUUGAACUUUUCAGAGAAGGACUGUUGUUUAGAAGAAUGAAACUGGGACCCAGUCCAUUAGCACUUCAAGCCACUGUCCAAUGGAAUCACGACGUAAAGGAGUUUCAACAGAAAAUGCGUUUGAUCAACAAGAAAAUCGAUAAAUUUAAUAUGAUUGUACCCAUUCUCAAUAAGCAAAAAGUUCAUUUCAACUUUGAAAAAGAAGUGAAUAAAACUGUAGAGAGUUUUGGGUAUGGAUCAUCCGCUGAGGAAAGUGAAGUGGAACUUGACUCUUCCGCAACGGAAAACAACAAAGCGCGCAGUAGUGCUACUGUAACAUUUAUUAAAAAAGUGAUGGAAAUACUCAUCGAAACGUUUUCAAAAGUUCCUGUGCAUAAAAGUAGAACAUAAG